CAUGCACUGUCUGUGUUAUCGUGUCAGCGUGUUGACUGUGUUAUCGUCAUCGGUGCGUUUAUCACUGAGACUGCCCCGCCCCCACCACCUAUAUAAAGACGUGUUAAUAAACCCUGCCGUUCUUCUUGUUCCCGUCAACAUGUAGUUGCCUCGGUCCUUUGUCAGACACCCGACACGUUACAUGGUGUCAGAAGUGGGAUACCAGCGACAACGAUGGAUCUUCUCAAGGCUCCGCCCCCCUUGCAACUGACCGGCAACCUCUCGGAAAAUUGGAGGCGCUUCAGACAGAAGUUCGACCUGUACCUGCAGGCGACCACAACGAAGGAGCAUCCUCGAAGCGAAGCUGCGAAAGCGGCGCUGCUGCUAAGCGUAGCCGGUGAUGAAGCGCUCGACGUGUUGAACACGUUCAAGUUCGAGGAAGACGAAAGCAAGGACGACUACGCAACGCUCGCUGGGAAAUUCGAGUCCUACUGUGCUGAGGUGAGCAAUGAAGUUCACGAAAGCUACGUGUUUCGGUCAAGGAAGCAGGCGGAGGGAGCACCUUUCGAGAAAUUUGUCCGCGACCUCAAAAGGCAAGCCGCGCAAUGCAACUUUGGAGAGCAGCGAGAUUCUCUGAUCAGGGAUCAAAUCGUGUUUGGCACGAAUGACUCGAAGCUGCGAGAAAAAUGCUUCGGGAGAAGUCUUUAACGUUGCUGAAAGCGGAACAACUGUGCAAGGUGGCUGAAUCAUUGGCACAGCGAAAGGAGGUCUGGAACGCCACGGAGAAUCGCGUCGAUGCUGUUUCAAGGCACGCCACAACAUCGCGAGGCAAAAGUGAU
Molecule: messenger RNA, 818 nt
Organism: Rhipicephalus sanguineus (brown dog tick)
Lineage: Eukaryota; Metazoa; Arthropoda; Arachnida; Ixodida; Ixodidae
Exons: 1
Coding region: 214-687 (157 amino acids)
Source: RefSeq, a predicted model, not a curated record